Molecule: messenger RNA, 1659 nt
Organism: Harpegnathos saltator (Jerdon's jumping ant)
Lineage: Eukaryota; Metazoa; Arthropoda; Insecta; Hymenoptera; Formicidae
Exons: 3
Coding region: 229-1659 (476 amino acids)
Source: RefSeq, a predicted model, not a curated record
UGUUCACUGAACGCUUUUUUCGCUGAACGCGCCCAAUCAGAACUCGCGCUGGUUUCUGCUUUCUUUUACUAUAUUACCAGCGCGAGUUCUAAUUGGCUGCUGCCUUUCUGCUUUCCGCUUUUCUGCCAAAAUGUGAAUCCGCCCUAACUCUACAAUCCUAUUUACCGCGCGUGAAUUAGAUUCAUUACCAUAUCCAGAUAUCAUCUGGAUAUAAAAAGAAAUUAAAAAAUGGGAGACAGCGAAGAACUAUAUUCCCAAUUUCAUGUUUUUCAUGAUCAUGGGCAAAUGUUUGUGCUUUGUCUCAUAUGCCAAACGGUUAUAAAAAGUGAUGAUGAGAGGUUACAGAAGCAUAGGAUGGUUUGUAAUGAUAAUAAACAAGCAAAUAAUAAUAAGGCUAAAAAACGGAAAGUCACCAAGAGCAAUACAACUAAUAUGCACUCAUCAUUCAACGAUACAGCCCAGACUGCGUCGGAUAAUGUGCAAAAAUCUUCUAACGACGGCCUCAAUACUAUUGACGAAGCAUUGGCCAAAUUUUUUUUCGGUUGUAAUAUAUCGUUUUUUGUCGUAGAACCGGUACAUUUUAAAAAUUUUAUAUCUAUUUUAAAUCCGACUUAUAAACUGCCGACAAGGAAGACUUUAUCUACAAGUAUCUUGGAUAAAUUUCAUACAAAGAUGAUUGCCGCUAGAAAAGAGUCUUUGAAGAAUACAGAAUCUGUACUUUUAAUCGAUGGCUGGAAAAAUUCCUCUGCCAAUACAAAAAAUAUUGUUUGCGUUUUAUACAAUGCGAGCAAAAAGCAACAAGUUUUUCUAGAGUCCUACGACAUUUCUGGCCUCCAAGAAACUGCAAUAGCUUUAAAAAAGGUAGUUAACGAAGUAACUGAACUAGCUAUGGACUUGUAUGGCACGACUAUAUACGCUGUUGUUUCUGAUAAUGUCUCGUCAAUGAUUGCCAUGGGAAAGUCUAUUGACUUAUGGCAUACCACUUGCAAUAGUCACAGUGCCAAUCUUUUAGCUAAAUUUUUAGUACAGAAGAGCUUCGCAAUUAAAGUUAAUGCUUUAUUAAAAGAAUUUAAAAAUCCGAAUUUAGAAGUCGAACUAAUAAAGAGGGGUGGAUCAAAAAUUGUUUUAGCAUAUGAAACACGCUGGUGUAGUCAUCGUGAUUCGUUCAAAUGUGCAUUGAAAAAUUUAGAUAUUAUGCGAACAGUCGUACAAGAGAAGCAAAUAAAGUUUAACAACGAAAGUGAUGCAUUGCUUCAGAGUUCAGAAUUUGAAACAAAUCUACAGGAUUAUAUUUUGAUAUUCGAUCCAGUUUGUGAAUUGGUAAACAAAUGUCAAAGAUCAUCAUCGAAUAUUGCUGAUGCAGUUGAGUAUUGGCUAACGCUAAAUCUUUCUACUGAUAAUGAUAAUUAUAACACACUUCUAGAAGCUCGCAUACAAAAAGCGACAAAACCCAUUUGUUUUGCAGCUAACUUCUUACAUCCAAUGUAUCAAGGCCAAAGAUUAUCAUAUGAUCAACGUGAAUGGUCAAUUAAUUUUAUUAAAGUACAUUCAAAUGAAAUAAGUGUAAAAGAAUUAGAAACAUUCCAGGCUAAAACAGGAUUUUUUGAAAAAAUAUUUACUAAGAAUAUAAAAGAUCCACAUAUAUUUUGGUCUACAUAA